Molecule: messenger RNA, 4701 nt
Organism: Oncorhynchus mykiss (rainbow trout)
Lineage: Eukaryota; Metazoa; Chordata; Actinopteri; Salmoniformes; Salmonidae
Product: interleukin-1 receptor accessory protein-like 1
Biological process (GO): negative regulation of exocytosis; signal transduction
Source: RefSeq, a predicted model, not a curated record
CACGCCUCUAGUAAAAUAGUAUCUCACUCUCUCUCCGUCUCUCGAUCUCACUCUCUCUCUCUCUCACCGCAGGUGGAUGGCACACCACGUGGCCCUCUUGCGCUAUCGAGUGUAAUUAUAACACAUUGGCUUUGGGCUUUAAAAUUACAAGCCUGCCCACGGAUUGUUUCAUCUUCUUCUUAAAAUAAUUUACCCCUUCAAAUCCGUGAGUAGGCCUUUAGUUAAGACAGAAUGCAGGUGUUACGGAGGCGCUUGUUGAACGGGAGGCACAAGGCGUGAAAAAGGCACUAGGACCGGGGAGAUUUCCCUCUCAGGAGCGCAGGCUAUGAGCAUCGCAUCCACAUAGCGGGGCUGUGGAGGAAACCCCCCCAUAGGAUCUGGCAAUACAGGAUACUUGCGAUUAUAUCCAUACAUUUAUUUUCCAGUCUGUGGCGUGGUGCGGUUUAGCGGAGUGCACAGUCCUGCGUUUGGGAUGGUUGGGCACACUCCAGAGAAUUCCUGAUCGAACCUCUUGGCGCAAAGCGAGCAGGCAGAUUUCGGGGGGAGUUCAGUAUGCUACGCUCUUCCAUUGCCCCCCGUUCGUUUUGUAAAUGCCAUAUUUGUUGCCUUUUAUUUUGUAGUUGGUCAUAAUCAUUUCGUUGUUUUUUUAAACUAUAGAAACCCCAUUUUCUUCGAUCUCUAAGUCUCUCACCUAAAUGCACGUCUGUUUAUUGAGUGAGCUUGGCACUUUUUCAUCCAUCUGAGAACAGAAACAAGAUCCACAUCUUUCUCUUUGGAUUAAACUGCCGUUUAAACCGCCGCGGCUAUCGUCCGAAUGGGUGAUCUGCUUGAAAUACAGUUCUUCUGUGGCACCCUGACACUCCAUGGAAACAUGUUCUCUCUGGCUGAUCCCCGUCGCUGUGAUGUCCAAAGCUUCCCCCACUGACUGACGGACGCUCGUGGAUCAUUUUGUAAAGCGAUUUGAAGGCUGUUAGGUCAAGGGGAAAAUGAGGCCUCCUAGCCCUCUCCUGAUCCUGCUGUAUGUCACCCUGUCCCGCGCCAUGAAGACAGUCUCCAAGAGAGGCUCAGUUGACCUCUGUACAGACUGGUCAGUGGAUUACCUGAAGUACCGUGUGCUGCAGGGAGAGCCGGUGAGGCUGAAGUGUGCCCUGUUCUACGGCUACAUCCGGGCCAACUACAGCCAGGCUCAGAGCGUGGGCCUCAGCCUCAUGUGGUACCGCAGCACUGGCCUGGGUCACGGAGACUUCGAGGAGCCCAUCUCCUUCAACGGCGUGCGCAUGAGCAAGGAGGAGGACGCCAUCUGGUUCAGACCGGCCGACCUGCAGGACGUGGGCCUCUACUCCUGCGUUCUACGGAAUUCAACCUACUGUAUGAAAGUGUCCAUGUCUCUCCACGUGGCUGAGAACGACACAGACCUCUGCUACAACUCUGAAAUGAGACAUAUGGAGAAGGCCGAACUCAGCAAGAGCAAAGACAUCACCUGUCCAGACAUAGAGGACUACAUAGAACCUGGGAAAGAUCCUCAUAUCAUCUGGUUUAAGGAGUGUCGUCCUAAGCAGUGGCGGGCCUCCAUCCUCCAGAGAAGAGACUCUCUGUCCAUCAGAGAGGUCAAAGAGGACGACAUCGGCAACUACACCUGUGAGGUCACCUUCGGGGCCUUCGUGGUACACAGGACCACUGAGCUCACCGUCACAGCUCCUCUGACUGACAAGCCACCAAAGAUCCUUUAUCCUUCUGAGAACAAGAUCAGCAACAUGGAGCUGCAGCUAGGAAGUGCCCUGAACCUGACGUGCAGAGCUUUCUUCGGCUACGCAGGGGACGCCAGUCCGCUAAUCUAUUGGAUGAAGGGAGAGAAGUUCAUUGAGGACCUGGAUGAGGCGAGAAUCGAAGAGAGUGAAAUCAAGGUGGUCCGGGAGCACCUGGGGGAACAGGAAGUGGCCAUCUCCUUAACGAUCCCCUUGGUGGAGGAGGGGGACCUGGGAAACUACUCCUGCUACGUAGAGAACGGCAACGGGAGACGGCAGGCCAGCAUCCAACUUUCCAAAAGAGAGCUGAUGUACACGGUAGAGUUGGCUGGUGGUUUGGGAGCCAUCCUGCUGCUGCUGCUCUUCCUCAUCUCUCUGUAUAAGUGUUAUAAGAUUGAGCUCAUGCUCUUCUACAGGAGACACUUCGGCAGCGACGACCUGGAUGUAGAUAAUAAGGACUAUGAUGCGUACCUGUCCUACACUAAAGUAGACCCUGACCAGUGGAGUCAGGAGACCAAGGAGGAGGAGCGCUUUGCCCUGGAGAUCCUCCCUGACGUCCUGGAGAAACACUACGGAUACAAACUCUUCAUCCCAGACAGAGACCUCAUCCCCACGGGAAGUCUGGCCAAUGAGCUUUACCAGGAUGACACAAGACUUCUUAGAGCCUACAUCGAAGACGUGGCGCGCUGUGUGGACCAAUCCAAGCGCCUCAUCAUCGUCAUGACGCCCAACUACGUGGUACGGCGGGGGUGGAGCAUCUUCGAGCUGGAGACACGCCUCCGCAACAUGCUGGUCACCGGGGAGAUCAAGGUGAUUCUGAUCGAGUGUGCCGAGCUGCGUGGCAUCAUGAACUACCAAGAGGUGGAGGCCCUCAAACACACCAUCAAGACCCUCACCGUCAUCAAGUGGCAUGGCCCCAAGAGCAACAAGCUCAGCUCCAAGUUCUGGAAGCAGCUGCAGUAUGAGAUGCCCUUCCGCCGCACCGAGCCAAUGCUGAGCCACGAGCCAGCGCUGGAUGUCAGCGAGCAGGGCCCCUUCGGCGAGCUCCAGACCGUCUCCGCCAUCUCCAUGGCAGCCGCCACCUCCACCGCCAUGGCCACGGCACACCCGGAGCUCCGCUCAUCUUUCCACAACUCCUACCACACCACCAUGCGGCAGAAACACUACUACCGCAGCUACGAGUACGACCUGCCGCCGGGGGGCACGCUGCCGACGCUGUCAUCACUAGGCAACCAGCACACCUACUGCAACAUCCCGCUGACGCUGCUGAACGGACAGAGGCCGCCAGCGGGGAAGAGCCGCGAGCACAGUCUGGAGGAGGAGCACACUAACCACGCCAUGCUGCCGCUGUUGCCCAGGGAGACCAGCAUCUCCAGCGUCAUCUGGUGACCGGGACAGGAUAGAACCAUGCGACACUAGUGGUUUGGUCUGGCCUGGUUUGGGUUGGAUCACUUUGGAUUGGUUUGGUGGCGUAGUCACGCUUCAAUGAGCCAGUUCUGAUUGGCUACUGUAGCUAUAGCUGAGAGAUUGUGACGAGUUUGGGUUGGAAUGGACCCCUGUCAACAGGCAAGACAGGGUCAAGGCAGGUUUGGAUUUAACGUGGCCCUCAUGUACACAGAGGAGGAGUUCUUCACCCAAGGAUUAAAGAUACAGACUGACAACAACAAACUGUUUGAUCAAGAGACUACAGAGUUUGAUCAAAAUGAACUCGUGAAUACAAAAUAAAAGAACCCACACACUUUGGCACUUGUGCACUUGCACACACACUUGCACACACACAUACACUCACACACACUAAAGGAAAACAGGGUCUUGUACAUAUAUUUCCAAUUUAUUUGUAGCAUCAGUGUCUUCCUGUUUUUUGUUCAUAUGUUGUUUUUUAUUAAAUCGUGUGUGUUGCCUUCUCUACUUUAAGACUUUGCUUUAACUUGUCACACAGAUUUAUAUAUUUAUAUUUGUUCAGUUUUUUUCUUUGUUAAAAUUGUUUUUUUUGUUUUUUUUAUAUGCUUAUGAAGAAAGCCAGUAUGUCAUGUAUCUGCGCUGUUGUGUUUUUUUAUCUUGACUUUGUGUAGUUUAAGAUAUAUAUUAUUUUCUUUUACACUUUUGGGGAAUUGCUUGGACAUUGCAACGUUUUACUUCAAGGAGCAACAUCUUAUUUUUGUUGACCUGUAUAAGGUGUAUAUCUAGUUUUAAAAACACUUUAAAAAAUCAUAGAAUAUGCAAAAAGAAGGAGGAGCUACCGGUGAUGUUGAUGUAACUUCCUGUGGGCCAGAGGAAGGGGACAAGUUAGGGAGUCGUGCUAGUCUUCUCCAGUCAGCCCGUCGGUCAGUCAGAGUUUCAUAUUUUCUAUAAAAACAAACAGCCUUGCUGUUUUAGCGUGAUAGUAAAAUGCCUCACCUUAAAAAUAAAUCUGUAGAUUAUUUUAAAAAUACGUAUAUUUUUAUAACAAAAAGAGUUUGCUUGAGAAGUCAUACUUAUUUACGUUUCAUCUGACAUUUAGGGAGAGGUAUGCAGUGUGUGUAAUGCAGGUUUUGUACACUACUUUGCAAUAUGGGUCAUGGUUUGUUAAGACAACAAGAUGGAUUUUGAGUCCCUCAUGAAAAUAUUCUUAGAUUCAAAAAGUGAAUGCAUUUUCAAUGUUUUGGUUGAGUUGUUCAAGUAUUCUUUCCAUCCUGAGAAUCCUUUGUUUUUAAUCCAUAGGAUAGGUCAUGUUUAAAGAAAGAAGAAGCAUAAGUCUGUGCUUUGGAAUACGUUUUUUAAUUAUAUUUGAAGGUGUAAUUUCUGAGUAUGCAUAGCAAAUAGAUAUGUAUUCUAUAUAUGAUAUAGAUAUUUAUAUAAAUAUAUAUAUAUAUAAACACAAUUUUCACUUGGAAAGAAAUGUCUAUCUUUAUAGAAACACAAUCAUACUUAUCAGUUGCCCUUACUUUCUCACUGCACAUUAAAAAUGUUGAUCUCC